AUGAAAAGAAGACAUAUGCAUGUUGAAUUUAAUUCACCAAAGCAUGAAGAGCCAAGUUCACCUUCAAUUUAACAAUCAGAAAAUGAUGAAGAUUCCACUUUUCCUCUAACAAAGACUAUCAAGAAUAUGCUAUAUGUUUAUGGUGAUUAAAGAAAAUCUGAGGUGCAUAAUCUGGCCCAUCUAUAAAUUUAGGAAUUGAUAUCAGACAUCUUUUCGCCACUAAUUUUACAUGCUCUCUAUUCGCCUGCUCCUAAGCCUUGGGAGCAAAUGGGAUCGGAUAUCAAAUUCGAAUUUCCUCAACCAUUAACUAAAAACAAGAGAAUACUCUAAAAUUAUUUAAAUUGUGUUUUCAAAGAGUUUGUUAGUUUAUUUUAGAAAUUAUCAAGAAUUUCGAAAAGACUAAAGAAACAUGCAUCAGAAGUCAAUUAAGACAAUAAUGUUGAUUAUGAGUAAACAUUAAGAAAUAAAGCUUAAAAGGAAAAGAUUCUGAUCUAUGAGGAAUAGUACUCUUAGCAAGAGGAUUCUGUUUCAAAUUCUUCGAUAAUAUCAGAAUCUCCACACGAGAUUUGGGAGGGUUACAUGAAGGCAAGAGUGGAGAAGAUGCCUUCUUAGGAAUUUGUAAAGUUUAUGGAAUUGAGAUCUCAAACAUUUAUACAUCAUAAGAAAUUUAAGCAAUUCAUAGAUCCGCAUCAAUAUGGGCAGAAUUUUAUCGAAUGUAUAAAUUUGAAAUUCUUAAAUUAUUGUUUAUGUCGAGUCAUCAAACGCAUAAUACAGAAAGUGAUGUAAUCUGAAUAACCGCAAUCGUAAGUGUUCCAGUUGUCUGAAGAUCAUCUUAAGAAGUACGGUUAUCAAAUAAUAGAGACUUAUAAAAUAAGGGCUAAGAAAUACGCAUUGUAAGAUUAGAAGUUGAACUAGAUGGCAUACAAGUUAUUUCUGUAAGAAUUUUGCACCCAAGGUUAUGAUGCUUAUUUCCAAUCGAAAUGGGUUUUAAAGAAAAGUGGGUAAUUGUCUAGCAAUUAGGAAGUGAGAGCUUAGGAAGAAUGGGAGAAGAUGGGUAGCAUUAAGUAGAAAUGGAUUGACAGAGUGAAAGCAGAAAAGCAGGUUAGACAGAAAUUAGUAAAAUAGAAGGAAGUCAUUCCAAACACUCCUUAUUCUAGAAUCCUUCUAUAGAGAGUGGGAAAUAAAUCAUAUGAAUAAGCUAAAAGUGAAUUUUCAACGAUUUUCAAAGAGUGGUUCAUACACUUAGAGACAAUAACGGAAAUUGAUAGCAUAUAUGAUUGA
Paramecium tetraurelia is the source of this 1281-nucleotide messenger RNA. RefSeq lists its product as uncharacterized. NCBI's taxonomy places the organism in Eukaryota, Ciliophora, Oligohymenophorea, Peniculida, Parameciidae. The transcript has a single exon. The record is from RefSeq and is a predicted model, not a curated record.